Messenger RNA from Thunnus maccoyii (southern bluefin tuna), 1753 nucleotides. RefSeq names its product alpha/beta hydrolase domain-containing protein 17A-like. Gene Ontology annotation, molecular function: palmitoyl-(protein) hydrolase activity. The record is from RefSeq and is a predicted model, not a curated record. The coding region runs from base 296 to 1387 and encodes 363 amino acids. The transcript is spliced from 6 exons. Gene Ontology annotation, cellular component: endosome membrane; plasma membrane. Gene Ontology annotation, biological process: protein depalmitoylation. Lineage: Eukaryota; Metazoa; Chordata; Actinopteri; Scombriformes; Scombridae.
UUCUUACGUCACUUCCGGAUUUAAUCGGACAGUAGUAGAAAAAAAAUCUGGUAGCCAUAAAUUUCAGCUUGCUAGCCACCAACAGCUGUCAGUACAGUUGAGGAAAACCAUCCAUGUCAAGACACAAAGAAGAUUUUCGAAGUCUUGUGCUGCUUCUGUGUACAUAUAGGGGCACACCAGCCUGUCUGCCAACAUACUGUGAAUCGAUCCAACUGGCUCAGUGACUAGACCAGAGGACCUUGGCACCAUUGUGUGCCAGUUCAUUUGAGGACCCAAGGACUUCAGAAUCCAGAAGAUGAACGGUCUGUCCAUACGAGAGCUAUGCUGCCUGUUCUGCUGCCCCCCUUGCCCUAGCCGCAUUGCAGCCAAACUGGCUUUCCUCCCUCCAGAGCCCACCUAUGCCCUUCUCCCUGACCCAGAUCCAGGUUCUGGAGCUGGAGCUGCAUCUGGGUCCGGCUCAGGGGCUGCCCUGCCUUCUCUUGGAGCUCCAGGACUGCGUUCCCGGCUGGGUGCUGGUAGUGGAGGUGACAGAGGAGGCGGAGGCGGAGGUGGUGGUGGUGGUGGAGGCGGCGGUGGCGGCGGUGGUGGAGGAGGAGGUGGCGGCGGCGGCGGCGGCAGCAGUGGCAGCAGCAGUGUAAGCGAGGGCAGGUGGAAGCUGCAUCUCACAGAGAGAGCAGAGUUCCAGUAUUCGCAGAGAGAGCUGGAUGUGACUGAUGUUUUCCUGACAAGGUCUAACCGAGGGAACAGGGUUGGAUGCAUGUACAUUCGCUGUGCCCCCAAUGCCAGGUUCACAGUGUUGUUUUCCCAUGGUAAUGCAGUAGACCUGGGCCAGAUGAGCAGCUUCUACAUCGGCUUAGGGACACGCAUCAACUGCAACAUCUUCUCUUACGAUUACUCAGGCUACGGUGUUAGCACUGGCAAGCCGUCUGAGAAGAACCUUUACGCUGACAUUGAUGCUGCUUGGCAUGCCUUGCGCUCUCGGUACGGCAUCAGCCCCGAGAAUAUCAUCCUUUACGGACAGAGCAUCGGCACAGUCCCCACAGUGGACUUGGCAUCACGGUUUGAGUGCGCUGCUGUGGUCCUGCACUCUCCUCUCACUUCUGGCAUGAGAGUGGCUUUCCCGGACACCAAGAAAACAUACUGCUUUGAUGCCUUCCCUAACAUAGAGAAGGUGUCAAAGAUCCCGUCUCCGGUGCUGAUCAUCCACGGUACAGAGGACGAGGUGAUCGACUUCUCUCAUGGCCUCGCCCUGUUCGAACGCUGUCCCAAGGCUGUGGAGCCCCUCUGGGUGGAGGGAGCUGGUCACAACGAUAUUGAGCUUUACAGUCAGUACCUGGAGAGGCUACGGCGCUUCAUCAACCAGGACCUGGCUGCACAGCAUGCCUGAGAAACAAACAACGGCCUCUCUGUGUUUGUACAAAUGAGAUCGCGUGUGUGCAUGUGUGUGUGUGAGAAAGAGGGUGUUGGCAUGUUUGUGAAGUGUGAGUGAGAACUAGACCUAAAAAGGUCACAUGUCACAUCUGUGUGUCUUUGGAACAGCACACCUUUUACGUUACUUUUCAAAUAAUGUCCUGUUUUAAAGCUGAGAACAGUUUUUAAUAUAUCAUUAUCUAUAUCCAUCUGUACGGUGGAGUGUGGUGAAACGCUACAACCAAGAACCGACAUGAAACGACUUCACUGAUGCGGUUUGUGUGUACGUGUGUAUUAAAAAGUAACAAGAAUGUGCUUUGUGUAAAAAAAAAAAACAAACAAA